This is a messenger RNA of Drosophila eugracilis, 1174 nucleotides long. RefSeq lists its product as uncharacterized. Lineage: Eukaryota; Metazoa; Arthropoda; Insecta; Diptera; Drosophilidae. The transcript is spliced from 2 exons. The coding region runs from base 200 to 979 and encodes 259 amino acids. Gene Ontology annotation, molecular function: nucleic acid binding. The record is from RefSeq and is a predicted model, not a curated record. Gene Ontology annotation, biological process: DNA integration.
AACAAUCGAAAAACAGUGCACCUCUCGUCGUCUCGGCAUCUGUUUAGUUUUUUUAAAGUUGUUGGCGAAAAUUCUAGCUGGUGGAAUUCGGCGAAGCAGUGAAGUGUUGGCGAAAGCAGUUGGAUACGGAAGGAAAGUGCUUGGAAAAUUAUGCCUAACAACAACCAGGUUCGUCGGGAGGAGAGGGCUGCCGCAGAAGAUGUACAGCGACAACGCCACGAACUUCGUGGGAGCGAGCAACGUGCUCAAGGAUCUGAGCGCAGCGUUUCACCGCAGUCAGGAACAGUUGAGAGGAUACGCGACUCACAGAGGCGUCGAGUGGUAUUUCAUACCGCCGAGGUCACCACACUUCGGAGGACUGUGGGAGGCAGCAGUCAAGGCCGCCAAACACCGGCUGCUGCGAGGAGUCGGCAACGCCAAGCUGACAGCGGACGAGCUCAGCACCCACCUGGUCGAGGUAGAAGCGCUGCUCAAUUCUCGACCAAUCGCGUCGCCAGGCAACGAUCCCAACGAUGGAGAGGCCCUGACUCCAGGACAUCUGCUUAUCGGACAGCCUCUAAUCACGCUGCCGCAAGAGUCCGGCACAGGCGGAAUCUCCAGCAAGGCCAGUUGCGGAUAUUUGAGGCGGUGGCGAAUGCUGUCCGAUCUCAAGCAGCAGUUUUGGGCCAGCUGGUCCAAGGACUACAUCGCCAGCCUGCAGCAUCGCAACAAGUGGUGCGUCGAGGGCCGCGAUCUGGAGGUCGGGUGUCUGGUGCUCGUGCACGAGGACAACAUGCCCCCGCAAAGGUGGCUUACAGGCCGCGUGGUGGCAACAACAGUCGGUGAGGACGGAAGAGUGCGUGUGGCGGAGGUACGGACGUCAGGAGGCGUCAUCAAGCGCGCCACCCACAAGCUGGCAUUGCUGCCAGUAAGCAACGCUCUUAACGAGGAGGUUAAAGCGCCGGAGGCCUUCAACGGGGCCGGAAUGUUGGAGCAGUAGAUUAAGUUUUAUUGUUAGUUUUAAGGAAAGAUGAAAAGAAAUAAUUAUUUGAAUACGCAGGCAAAAUGUAAACAAACCACCUUAAAAACCAAUGUACAAAAGCUUAUCAGUUUCACUCAAUCUUGAGCACAGCCGAGUUGUUGUGAUCUAACUGAUAAGCUUUUCAGUUCGUGGCUAUGCGAAGUGUUAUGCUGC